CGCCUAUUAACCAAUGGCAAACACACUGAGUAAAGUUGUUAGUUAUAUGAAAGUUUUAAACCGGAAGCAUAACAUAGUACUGGUCAAAAUAAAGCAAAACACAUUGGAAUUUACCAAUUUUAUCAACGACAAUCUCGUGUAAAACGUGAAGUUAUAGCAUACAGACUUUUAAGAGUAUGAUAAUGUCUGGUCAAACGUGUUUAAUUUCAACGCUCUGACAUGUUUUUCGAUUCGAAGACUUCGUCGGGAAACAACGAAGUACAUUAUUUUGAAAAGACCAGUCGAAUCGCAAACAUCAUCCGCACUUGGCACGGCAAAAAGUACAAAAGAGGAAACUGGGCUGUUUAUUUUCGGCGCCCGGUUCUUUUAAGUCAGCAGAUCUUGCUUCUUUGCUUGACUCAGCCGGCACCGUCUCUGUGCCUUGAAUUGAUCCCUUCUCCACUAGUUUAACACAACCUAAAUCUUAGUGCUUAUUGGUUUGUGUCAACAUGGAAAGGCGUAAAAGAAAUUUGGCGACGGAGAUUAACCCUGGAAAUAGUUUCCGAACGCCGGAGAAGAGAAUGUCACUGGCGCGUUCUCCAGACUCGGACAUCUCCGGUUGGGGAAUCGAAGAAACCUGCCGGUACCUACAAGAAGAAGGUCUUGGAGAGUGGGAAUCUGUUUUUAAAGAACAUAAAAUCGAUGGUGUCGCCCUGCGAUAUCUUAAGAAGGAGGACCUUGGGGAGAUGGGCAUAAAGCCUCUUGGUGACCAACUGCGGAUCCUGCACAGCCUGGGCAAGUUGUGGCACAUAGAAGAGGGUCCUCAAACAAAUAAGGUGUUUAACGACCCCAUCCACGGGCAUGUGGAGCUCCAUCCCCUUCUUGUCCGAAUCAUCGACACGCCACAGUUCCAAAGACUCCGAAAUAUCAAACAGUUGGGAGGGACCUACUUUGUUUUCCCUGGAGCGUCCCACAACCGCUUCGAGCACUCCAUCGGAGUGGGUUACUUGGCAGGACAACUUGUGAAAGCGCUGGAUGAGAGGCAACCGGAACUUCUCAUUACUCGGAGAGACAUGCUUUGCGUGCAGAUCGCUGGACUCUGUCAUGAUUUGGGACACGGGCCGUUUUCUCACCUGUUUGAUGCCAAAUUUAUCCCCAAAGCGCGUCCUAAUUAUGCCUGGAAGCAUGAGAAAGCAUCGCUUGACAUGUUUGAUCACCUGGUGAACAAAAAUCACCUGAAGCCACUGAUGGAAAAACAUGGCCUGGUCCUCCCUGAAGACUUGAUCUUCAUCAAAGAACUGAUCACAGGACCUCUGGACACAAAUGAAGACUCCCAGUGGGCCUAUCGAGGCCGUGCAAAGGAAAAGUCCUUCCUCUAUGAAAUCGUGGCCAACAAGAGAAAUGGUAUUGAUAUGGACAAGUGGGACUACUUUGCCAGGGACUGCCACAACCUGGGCAUCCAGAACAACUCGGACUAUCGGCGCUACCUCAAGUUUGCGCGGGUGUGUGAGGCAGACGGUCAGAGGCUCAUUUGCACUCGUGACAAGGAGGUGGGCAACCUCUAUGACAUGUUCUACACACGCAACUGUCUCCACAAGAGGGCCUACCAACACAGGGUAGGCAAUAUCAUAGAAACCAUGAUCACUGAGGCCUUUUUGAAGGCCGAUAAGCACAUUCAGGUCCAAGGCUCAGAUGGGAAAAUGUUCACGCUCUCUACAGCCAUAGAUGAUAUGGAGGCCUACACCAAGUUGACAGAUCAUGUGUUUGAGCAAAUACUCCACUCAUCAAACCCAAAGCUGGCCGAGGCACAGCAGAUUCUGCAGAACAUUCUUUAUAGGCGCCUCUACAAAUUUGUGGGUCAAACCCAACCCAAGAAAUCCCUAAAGGUGACCCAGGAAAUGCUUCAUGCCUGGGAGGCGAACUUGGCCAAGUCAAUCCCUCAGACUGGCGCUCUCGCUGUGACUCUGCUACCUGAAGACUUUGUCGUGAGCGUCAUUCAAAUGGACUACGGGAUGAAGAAGGAGAACCCCAUUGACAAUAUGCGCUUCUAUUGCAAGACUGACCCCACCAAAGCUGUUAAGAUACGCAAGCAUCAGGUGUCGAAAUUUCUUCCUGCGCACUUUGCUGAGCAACUGAUCAGAGUUUACUAUAAGAAGAUGGACGACGAGGGCCUGGUUGCAGCCCAGAAGCACUUUGUGCAGUGGUGCAUGAACAAAGACUUCAUAAAACCUCAGGAUGGAGAUGUAAUUGCACCUGAACUGACUCCCUUAAAACAAAGCUGGGACUGCAGGCAAGAAGAAACGGAUGAUGAAGAUUUGCCAUGUAAAAUGACCCUUUUUCAGGACUAGAACCAGUACAGUUGUUUGUAACUUUGAAAUAGCGGUAAGACAAAAUCUACAUUUUCUUUUUUUUUUGAAAUGGGGAUGAACUGUUAUUAGAAAAGAAUCAUCAGGUUUUCACACCAAAUAUAUUUUGUUUCUGAGUUCAUUCAUGUGUCUAUACUCAACUUUUUUACUCAGAUUGGAACCUUGGAUAUCACUUUGUUAUAUUUAAAUCCUUUUAACCGGGUUUUAUUAGGUUUUAUUGUUUGAGUCGAUUGCAUUUUCACACUAUUACACAUUUCCAACGUGGACGACCAUAUCUAGCCCAUAAUGGUCUUUUUAAUGAACAAAUAUACAGAAGUAUUAUUUCCAUCCAUUGCACAGCCUCUGCAUGCAGAAAGAAUGUAUUGAUGGUUGAUUCACGUUUCCCAUUAUUAUCAAAUACCUGUGUUUUGUUUUUGUCAUGCAUCUGUCUUUAUUUGAAAAUUUGAGUGCAAUUAUUUCCUCUGACACAUUUGGGGUGUUUUUCUUUUCCCUUCUUGCAAUAACCAAUUUCAACUACAUCUUAUUUAUCUGUGUUUUUUAACCUAUACAUAUUUAUGUACCCCAGAUGCUUCUUUUCUCUCAUAGUAUGUAAUCCCCGGUUUAAAAAAAAAAACACACCCAUGAAAGAGCAUGUCAACCAGUUGUGGGAGAUGAGAACAAAAUAAAACAUUCAUUUGUGCAUUAGACCAAUAAAACCUUUUUUUGCCUC
This is a messenger RNA of Syngnathoides biaculeatus (alligator pipefish), 3054 nucleotides long. It is a transcript of the gene samhd1a, whose product is annotated as SAM domain and HD domain 1. Gene Ontology annotation, molecular function: protein binding; dGTPase activity. Gene Ontology annotation, biological process: regulation of innate immune response; dGTP catabolic process; defense response to virus. Gene Ontology annotation, cellular component: nucleus. The transcript is spliced from 16 exons. NCBI's taxonomy places the organism in Eukaryota, Metazoa, Chordata, Actinopteri, Syngnathiformes, Syngnathidae. The record is from RefSeq and is a predicted model, not a curated record. Bases 489 to 2327 code for a protein of 612 amino acids.